Molecule: messenger RNA, 10259 nt
Organism: Manis pentadactyla (Chinese pangolin)
Lineage: Eukaryota; Metazoa; Chordata; Mammalia; Pholidota; Manidae
Gene: WDFY4
Product: WDFY family member 4
Exons: 62
Coding region: 349-9894 (3181 amino acids)
Molecular function (GO): protein binding
Source: RefSeq, a predicted model, not a curated record
UCCGGAGGCUGGGUCUGUUGGGUGUCUGUCACUGUUAGAGUGUGCUGUGCUAGGCUGGGCUUCUGGACCGUCUCUCAUCCUCCUACCUCAGAUCAAGUCCUUUCUCACUGUUCUGCUAAGGAAGGUGACCUGCCACACCAAGCAGAGAUUGGAUCCAAGCUUGUCUGGACCAAUUUCCAAGGAUGGAGGGGGGUGCUGACCAGGACACUCCCUUGCCCAGCCCCCAUGCAGGUCUCUGAAGGGUGCCGAGCAGAGUGGGCCACUUCAGACUAGUCACUGAGAGAGAGCUGGCUCUGUCUGGGCCUGUGAUUGGCUACUCCCUGAGUAUCUGAUCUGCUUUGCCAAGGCAUGGAGGCAGAAGACAUUUCACAGGCUGAAGACAGAGCUGAGUAUCCAGGUUCCCAAAAUGAAGACCAGCCCAACAUAGCUCAGCCUGACUUCCCACAUGGAGGGCAGUCCCCUAGCCCCACUGCUCUCUGGGAGAGGCUAGAAAGGAAGUUUUUGGAAUACCAGCAGUUGGUUCACGGGAGCCAGGCUGAGCGUCAGAAGAGCCUGUUGAAUCUUCUCCCACUGUUCUUGAAGGCCUGGGAACACUCCAUGGGGAUCAUCUGCUUUCCCAGUCUCCAGACGCUGGCAGAAGAUGUUUCCAACCACUUUGCCCAAGAAAUACAGAAGGCACUUGUGGGAAAGCCUGCAGAGCAAGCGAGAAUGGCAGCUGGACAGCUGAUGCAGUGGAAGGGGGAUGAGGAUCAGGACGGUUAUCUGCUCCUGAAGUCAGUGUAUGUCCUCACGGAGACAGACUCGGAGACGCUGGGCAGAAUUGCUGAGUCCGGGCUUCCAGUGCUGCUCCUGCAGUGCCUCUACCUCUUCUUUGUCUUUCCUCUGGAAAAGCAUGAGCUUUUUGAGAGUGACGUUCAAGUUCAGAGGAUGUUUGUGCAGAUAUUGCUGAAUAUUUGCAGUGAGUCUCCAGGGCUGGAGGGAGUUCUCUCGGGCACUGAGCUGCAGUCUCUAGUGAUCGCCACGACCUGUCUCCGGGAGCACAACUGCUGCUUUUGGAAGGAGCCCACCUUCUGUGUGCUGAGGGCAAUCUCCAGGGCUCAGAACCUCAGCAUUGUCCAAUACCUGCAGGGCAUGGAUUGCAUCAAGAUCUCCCUCCAGAACCUCUCCAGGCUUGCAGACACUCUCCCUGCUCCCGAGGUGAGCGAGGCAGCGAGCCUUGUCUUGGGCUUUGUGAAGGGCUCCUAUCUAGUCUCCUCGGCUCUGUUCAUGGAGUUUGAGAAUGGAGAAGGCUAUCCUCUGCUCCUCAAAGUGUUACUUCGGUAUGAUGGGCAGACCCAGAGCGAAGUGGACCCCCACCUGGAGGAGCUCCUCGGGCUGGUGGUGUGGUUGACGACCUGUGGGCGGUCCGAGCUGAAGGUGUUUGACAGUAUCACUUACCCUCAAAUGGAAGGCUUCAAGUUCCAUCAGGAGGCUUCUGGGGAGACCGUUAAGAAUCUUCAGGCCUUCCAAGUCCUGCAAAAUGUUUUCCACAAAGCCAGCAACUCGGUCCUCUGCAUGGAAGUCCUGUCAGCCAUCAGGACCAUUUGGACUUGGAAUGCCCGCAACUUCUUCCUGCUGGAGUGGACCCUGCAGCCCAUUUCGCAGUUUGUGGAGAUGGUGCCCUUGAAACCUGCCCCAGUGCAGAAGCACUUUUUCCAGCUGCUGGAGUUUCUGGUAUUUGAGCUGCAUUAUGUGCCCCAUGAGAUCCUGAAGAAGGUUCAGCGCCUGAUCAAGGAGAGCCCUGAGCCACCUUGCACUCUUCUGGCCUUGCAGAGUGUCCUAAGGAUAGCUGGCAGGGACCUGCUCUUCACUGAUAUCUUCCGGGACUCGGGCCUCCUGGGCCUGCUGCUGGCCCAGCUGCGGAAGCAGGCCAAGAUCCUGAGGAAGUCAGGAAACACAGAGCCCACACUUAGCUUUCGGGACCCAGAAAGAGAACUAACCUCUGUGAUGCUGAGAGUGGUGACCACGCUUCUGAAGGGCUCUGUUCGGAAUGCGGUUGUCCUGAAAGACCACAGCAUGGUACCCUUCAUCAAGAUCUUUCUGGACGAUGAGUGGUACCGGGGAGCCUCACUCAGUAUCUUGGAGCAGCUCUCAGUCAUCAACGCUGAGGAGUACAUGAGCAUCAUCGUGGGUGCUCUGUGCUCGUCCACUCAAGGGGAGCUGCAGCUGAAGCUAGAUCUCCUGAAGUCUCUUCUCCGCAUCUUGGAAACCCCCAAAGGACGUGCUGCUUUCCGAGUGUCCAGCGGGUUCAAUGGGUUGCUGUCCCUGCUCUCUGACCUGGAGGGGACCCUCCAGGAGCCUCCGCUGCAGACAUGGCAGGCCGUGUCCCCAAGCCAGACCCUGAACCUGGUCCUGCACACCCUCUCUGCCCUGUCUGCAGCAUUGCACCUGGACCCUGUGAAUGGUGACUUCUUUAAGAGAAGUGGACUCUUCGAGAAGCUGGCCGAGGACCUGUGCUUGCUGGGCUGUUUUGGGGCCCUGGAGGAAGAGGGAACCCCUCUGCAGGCCUGGGCGGACACAAAGGCCAGGCCAUUUGCAGAUUGGCUGAGUGAGGCCUUUUCCUCCACCAGCCUGCUCCCACCCAAGAUACAGAGCUGCCUCCAGAUCCUCAGCUUUCUGGACAGCAUGACUAGUGGCACCCUCCACCUGUGCAAGGACCUGAAGGAGUCCCCAAGGGCCAGGCAGGACCCAGCUGUGGAUGCCCAGAAGGGAGAAGCCAGCAGUGACACCCAAAGCCACUUGAAGCAGUGGCUGGACCUGGAGGAGAGGGUGGAUGACGGUGACGCCGUGAUCAUGCACCCGGGGUUCCUGUGCAUCAUGGUGAGGCUGCUGCCUCGGCUGUACCAUGAAGAUCAACCCCAGCUUUCAAAGGAGAUCCAGUGCUCUGUGGUCAGUCACAUCCAGUCCCUGGUAAAAUCGGAGAAGAAUCGCCAGGUCAUGUGUGAGGCAGGGAUGCUCAGGACCCUCAUGACCUCCUGCCACAAGGCCCUGACCACUGGCAGCAGCCCCUUACACUCGGGCCUCAUCAGGAUUUUUGAAAAGCUUGCUUCCCAAGCCAUCGAACCAGACGUGUUAAGACAAUUUCUAGGACUUGGAAUUCCCCCUCCUCCGUCAGCUCCAACAAAAAUCCUCAAGUCCUCUCAUGUGCACCGAGGGAGCUGUGCAUGCUCAGGGUCGCAGGCGGCGGCACUGGUAAGAGCUGAGGGCCCCACACCGGAUGCAGGCCCGCACCCAGCAGCCACACAGGCCCUGAGGCCUGCGGGGGCAUCCCAGGACUCAGCUACCGCCCUCCAGACAGCCCUGAGCCUCAUCUCCAUGACCUCCCCUCGCAACCUGCAGCCUCAGAGGGCGGCCCUGGCUCCCUCCUUCGUGGAAUUUGACAUGUCCGUGGAAGGUUAUGGAUGUUUGUUUAUUCCAACCCUGUCUACGGUUAUGGGAACCAGCACUGAGUACUUGGUCUCUGGAGGCACUGGAACAGGCACUGCCAGGUCAUUCCCUCCACCUGGGGGCUUGACCUUCUCCUGCUGGUUCCUGAUUGGCAGGCAUGGCACAGUCACUGAGGGUCACCCACUGCGCUUCCUAACCGUGGUGCGCCACCUGGCCAGGACUGAGCAGCCCUUCAUCUGCUUCUCUGUCAGUCUCUGCCCAGAAGACCUCUCCUUGGUUGUGUCUACAGAAGAGAAAGAAUUUCAGCCUCUGGAUGUCAUGGAACCAGAGGACGACCCUGAGCCUUCUGCCGGACGCCAGCUUCGGGUCAGAUGUGGGCAGCUGUUGGCUUGUGCUCAGUGGCAUCACCUGGCUGUGGUUGUCACCAAGGAUAUGAAAAGGAACUGUACUAUUUCCACCUACCUGGAUGGACAGACUAUUGGCUCAGCCAAGAUGUUGUACAUUCAGGCCUUACCAGGACCUUUCCUUUCAAUGGAUCCAUCUUCAUUUAUGGAUGUUUAUGGAUAUAUUGCUACCCCUCGAGUUUGGAAACAAAAGUCAUCUUUGACAUGGCGCCUUGGCUCUGCGCACCUCUUUGAAGAAGCCAUCUCCAUGGAAGCUCUGGAAGUCAUCAACAAACUUGGCCCAAGAUACUGUGGUAACUUCCAAGCUGUGCACGCCCAAGGAGAGGACACUGAUGUGGAAGUGACACCCCUGGUUGCAGAGGAAAAGGUUUCCUUUGGCCUUCACAUAGCUAGCUCCUCCCUCACCAGUGUUGCUGACAUCAGAAACAUUUACAACGAGGUGGACAGCCGCCUGAUCGCCAAGGAGAUGAACAUUUCAUCCCGUGACAAUGCCAUGCCCGUGUUCCUGCUAAGAAAUUGUGCUGACCACCUCUCAGGCUGUCUUCGAACCAUUGGAGCUGUGGCUGUGGGCCAACUUGGAGUAAGGGUGUUCCACUCCAGCCCUGCUGCGAGCAGCCUGGACUUCAUUGGUGGGCCUGCCAUUCUCCUGGGCCUCAUUUCCUUAGCGAUGGAUGACCAUACCAUGUAUGCGGCUGUGAAAGUCCUGCACUCGGUCCUGACCAGCAACACCAUGUGUGACCACCUAAUGCAGCAUAUCUGUGGGUACCAGAUACUGGCAUUUCUCCUGAGGAAAAAGACCUCUCUCUUGAACCACCGCACUUUUCAGCUGAUCCUCUCCAUUGCUGGUACUGCAGAACUGGGCUUCGGGCCAUCUACUGUCACCAACUUUGGUGUCUUCCAGCACAUCCUCUGCAAUUUUGAGCUCUGGAUGAAUACUGCAGACAACCUGGAGCUCUCCCUCUUUUCCCAUCUUGUGGAAAUCCUCCGAUCACCAAGGGAAGGACCCCGGAAUGCUGAAGUUGCUCACCAGGCAGAACUUAUACCCAAACUCGUCUUCCUUUUCAAUGAGCCGGGCCUCACCCCCUGCAAGAUCCCCACCAUUAUUGCCAUUCUGGGCUGUCAGCUGAGGGGCCACUUCAGCAUCCAGGACUUCCUCAGAAUCGGGCUGUUUGUUGUGUAUACCCUGAAGCCUUCAUCAGUGAAUGAGAGGCAGAUCUGUGUGGACGGAGCCCUGGACCCCUCUGUGCCUGCUGGAAGCCAAACAUCUGGAAGGACAAUCUGGCUCAGAAACCAGUUGCUGGAGAUGCUGCUCAGUGUAAUAUCUUCCUCCCAACUUCAUCUGUCCUCCGAGACAAAAGAAGAGAUGUUUCUGAACCUGGGGCCUGGCUGGUUCCUGCUAUUUGUCCAGGGCCACCUGCAUCCUAGCACCACUGUGUUGGGAUUGAAGCUGCUGCUACACUUUUUGUCAAGCCCCUCUCUCCGAGGGAGAUUUAAAGAAGGCCUGUCUGCAGGAUCCUGGGUGGAACGCAGCUCCGAGGGUGUGGACGUUGUGAUGGAUAACCUGAAGAGCCAGCCUCCCAUGCCUGACCAGAACCCCUGCCUGCUUCCUGGGUUCCGGGUCUUGAAGGACUUUCUGGCCCACCAUGUUCAUAUUCCAGAAGUCUACCUCACCGUGUCCACCUUCUUCCUUCAGACACCACUAACAGAGCUGAUGGACAGGCCCAAAGACAGCCUGGAUGCCAUGCUUCAGUGGCUUUUGCAGAAGCACCACAGGGAAGAAGUCCUCCGGGCUGGGCUGUGCUCUGAAGGGGCCUUGCUGCUCCUGGAAAUGCUGAAAGCCACCAUGAGCCAGCCCCCUACAAGUCCUGGAGACGGUGCCUGGGAGAGGACUUUCCCCAUCAGCAUGCUGCAGUUCCUCAGCCUUGUGCACAGAACCUACCCCCAGGAUCCAGCCUGGCGGGCACCAGAGUUCCUCCAGACCUUGGCCACAGUCACCUUCCCCGUGGGAAUGCACAAGGGAGCCGUGACUGAGUCUGCGCAAGAUGGCAGUAGCCCUGGUGCUACAGCUGAAGAUGGCGGACCUGCGGAGGGUCUACAGGCUCCUACCAGGUCACAUCCUACCCGGAAGCAUCUGAAGGAGUUCAUGCAGCUGCUCCUGAGGGAGCUCUUGCUUGUGGCUCCGCACCCCAAGCAGUGGCUGCCCCUCGAGGUGCUUCUGGAGGCUUCUCCAGGCAAUGCCACCAGCCAACAGAAGCGAGACUUCCAGUCUGAGGUUCUGCUUUCCACCAUGGAAAUAUUUCACUUGAGCGGAGGCAACAUGCUCAUGCUUAGAGGCAAUAAAGAGCCUCAGCUGACUGCAGAAGCUGCUGCUGCUCCUUCACUCACAAACAUCUCCCACUUCACCCAGAAGCUGGUGGAGAAAUUGUACAGUGGGAUGUUCUCAGCAGACCCCAGACACAUCCUUCUCUUCAUCACAGAGCACAUCAUGGUGGUCAUCGAGAAUGCCUCUUCUCAAAAGGACACUGUCACCAGUGCUUUAUACAGCAGUUUAAAUAGAGUCAUUCUUCAUUGCCUCUCCAAGCCGCAGCAGUCACUUUCCGAAUGCCUCGGCCUUCUCAGUGUCCUGAGCUUUGUGCAGGAGCACUGGGAUGUCAUCCUGGCCACCUACAAUCCCAAUGUCAGCUUCCUCCUGUGCUUCAUGCAUUGUCUUCUGCUGCUCAGUUCGAGAAGUUAUCCAGAAGGAUUUGGAUUGGAACCCAAGCCUAGAAUGACUCCUUAUCAUCAAGUCUUUCUUUCUCCAAAUGAAGAAGUGAGAGAAAAAAGUGGGGAAGACUUCCCAAGUUUGAGUGAUGUCCAACACAACAUUCAAAAGACAGUACGGACUCUCUGGCAGCAGCUUAUGGCACAGAGGCGGCAGGAGCUGGAGGACACUUUCAAGAUUGAUCUCUCUGUGAAACCUGGAGAGAGUGAAGUGAAGAUUGAAGAGGUCACCCCACUCUGGGAGGAGACAAUGCUCAAGGCUUGGCAGCACUACCUAGCAUCUGAGAAGAAGUUGCUAGCCAAUCGCUCAAAUGUUGGACACCAAAAUAAAGUUGCUUUGUGGAGUGAAAGCUUAUCCUCAGCCAUGAGGCUGAUGCCUGGGCGACAGGUCAAGGACCCUGAGUUCAAGACGGAGAAUUUUGUGUCAUGUAUCGAGAACUACAGAAGAAGAGGACAGGAACUAUAUGCAUCUUUAUACAAAGAUCAUAUACAAAGGCGGAGAUGUGGCAACAUCAAGGCUGCCAACGCCUGGGCUAGGAUCCAGGAGGAGCUUUUUGGGGAGCUGGGCUUGUGGGGCCAGCCAGCAGAAGCCACACCCUGCUCCCAGUGGGAACUGGACUGGAGAGAAGGACCCGCUCGCAUGAGGAAGCGUAUCAGACGCUUGUCUCCACUGAAGGCCCUGAGUCCAGGAAGGCUCAAGGAAAGCCAAGACAGAAAUGGUGAUGUUUCUCAAACACAUGCUGAAAACCAAGAUGAGCUGACAUCAAAGGAUGAGAGCAAGACAGAUGAGGUGGGGGUGGACUGCACCCAGCUGACCUUCUUCCCUGCUUUACAUGAGAGUCUGCACUCCGAAGAUUUCUUGGAACUGUGUCGGGAAAGACAAGUGAUUUUGCAGGAGUUUGUUGAUCAUGAAAAGGUGACACAGAAGCACUCUCUGGUGAUCGUGCAGGGCCACCUAGUCUCUGAAGGUGUCCUGCUCUUGGGCCACCAACACUUCUACAUCUGCGAGAACUUCACACUCUCUUCUGUGGGUGAUGUCUACUGCACCCGCCACUGCUUAUCCAACAUCAGCGAUCCAUUCAUUUUCAACAUGUGCAGCAAAGACAGGUCCUCUGACCAUUACUUGUGCGAGCGUCACAGCUAUGGUGAAAUCAGGGAGCUCCGGCUGGCGCGCUUCCUCCUGCAGGACAUUGCCCUGGAAGUCUUUUUCCGAAAUGGAUAUUCCAAGUUUCUUGUCUUUCACAACAGUGACCGGGAUAAGGUCCUCAAAAGCUUCUGCUCUUUCCAGUCCAGCCUGAAGGGAAAAGGCAUCACAGAGGACCCCCUCAGUCUAAGGAGACAUCCUGGCUCUGACAGGACCACGCUGCAGCGGUGGCAGAAAAGGGACAUCAGCAAUUUUGAGUAUCUCAUGCACCUCAACACUCUGGCCGGGAGGACCUACAAUGACUACAUGCAAUAUCCAGUGUUCCCCUGGGUCCUGGCUGACUACACCUCACAGACGUUGAACUUGACAAAUCCCAAGACUUUCCGGGAACUUUCAAAGCCCAUGGGAGCUCAGACCAAGGAAAGGAAGCUGAAGUUUAUCCAGAGGUUUAAAGAAGUUGAGAAGACUGAAGGAGACAUGACAGCCCAGUGCCACUACUGCACCCACUACUCCUCAGCCAUCAUUGUCGCCUCCUACCUGGUCCGGUUGCCGCCCUUCACUCAGGCCUUCUGUUCUCUGCAGGGUGGCAGCUUCGAUGUGGCAGAUAGGAUGUUCCACAGCAUGAAGAAUGCAUGGGAGUCGGCCUCCAGAGAAAACAUGAGUGAUGUCAGGGAGCUGACCCCAGAGUUCUUCUACCUGCCCGAGUUCCUAACCAACUGCAACGCGGUGGAGUUUGGCUGCAUGCAGGAUGGGACAGUGCUGGGGGAUGUGCAGCUCCCUCCCUGGGCUGAUGGGGACCCUCGGAAAUUCAUCAGCCUGCACAGACAGGCUUUGGAAAGCGACUUUGUCAGUGCCAACCUCCACCACUGGAUAGAUCUCAUUUUUGGGUACAAGCAGCAGGGGUCAGCCGCGAUGGAGGCUGUUAAUACCUUCCACCCCUACUUCUAUGGUGACAAAACGGACCUCAGCAGCAUCAGUGACCCCCUGAUCAGGAGCACCAUCCUGGGAUUCGUCAGCAACUUCGGACAGGUGCCCAAACAGCUCUUUACGAAACCCCACCCAGCCAGGACCACCAUGGGGAAGCCUUCCCCUGGAAAGGAUGUCACCAUACCUGCGAGCCUGCCUGGCCACCCACAGCCCUUUUACUACUGCCUGCAGACGCUGAAGCCCUCCCAGGUCACAGUCAAAGAUAUGUACCUUUUCUCUCUAGGCUCGGAAUCCCCCAAAGGUGCCAUCGGCCACAUCAUGCCCACUGAGAAGACCAUCCUGGCUGUGGAGAAAAACAAGUUGCUGCUGCCCCCUCUCUGGAACAGGACCUUCAGCUGGGGCUUCGACGACUUCAGCUGCUGCCUAGGGAACUAUGGCUCUGACAAGAUCCUGAUGAUGUUCGAGAAUCUAGCCGCCUGGGGCCGCUGCCUGUGUGCUGUGUGCCCAUCCCCCGAGACAAUCAUCACGUCUGGGGCCAGCGCUGUGGUGUGUGUGUGGGAGCUCAGCAUGGCCAAAGGCCGCCCAAGAGGCCUGCACCUCAAGCAGGCUUUGUAUGGACACACACAGGCUGUCACAUGCCUGGCAGCAUCCAUCACCUUCAGCCUCCUGGUGAGUGGCUCACAAGACUGCACCUGCAUCCUGUGGGACCUGGACCACCUCACCCAUGUGGCCCGCCUGCCCACCCACCAUGAGGGCAUCUCUGCAAUUGCCAUCAGUGACAUCUCGGGCACCAUCGUCUCCUGCGCGGGAGCCCACCUGUCUCUAUGGAAUGUCAAUGGUCGGCCCCUGGCUAGCAUCACCACGGCCUGGGGCCCUGAAGGAGCCAUAACCUGUUGCUGUGUGAUGGAGGGACCAGCAUGGGACACAAGCCAUGUCAUCAUCACCGGGAGCCAAGAUGGCAUGGUCCGGAUAUGGAAGACUGAGGACAUGAAGAUGUCUGUUCCCAGGCAGGCAGCACCAGAAGAGCCCUCGGCUCAGCCUCCAAGCCCAAGAGGCCACAGGUGGGGAAAGAAUCUUGCUCUAUGUCGAGAGCUGAAUGUCAGUGCCUCUUUGACAGGGAAGCCCAGCAAGACCAGCCCUGCGGUGACAGCUCUGGCUGUGUCCAGAAACCAGACAAAACUCCUGGUUGGCGAUGAGAAGGGGAGAAUAUUCUGCUGGUCUGCAGAAGGGUAGGAAGAAAGAGACGGUGGAGACCCUGGCUUAGCAGCACCCGAGGGGCAGCAGCACCAGUUGGAAUGUGGGCUGACUCAGUGUUUGGAGUGUAGAGGAACCUCCCCGGGCUCCCUCCACACAGGCCCUGAGGAUGGGGCUGCUGGGACUGGGGCCUUGGAUCACACAAGGAUGUGCUUUAUAAAAAGGAUGAGAGCACACAUAGGGGUCCUGCCAGCAGUGUGCUGGGAGGCACAACUCUCUGAUAAGCUGCAUGUGAAAUCACAAUGACUCACCUUUUCCAAGGGCUUAUUACACUGAAAAAAAUAUGCAUCACAUACUAGUGACUAAAGGGACAUAUUGUAUUGUCUUUAUUUUAUUAAAACAAC